Danaus chrysippus (African queen) is the source of this 261-nucleotide messenger RNA. The record is from the annotation of a GenBank genome assembly. Lineage: Eukaryota; Metazoa; Arthropoda; Insecta; Lepidoptera; Nymphalidae.
AUGAACACGAAUAAUGUCAAGCCUACAGCAUUAACCAGAGAACCAACACCGGUAACAACAGCAGCAGUAUCCACAACAGAAUAUGUUAUGAAAACAACAAAGAAACCUGAUGAGGGACCGUCAGGACUGGCGGGAGAUCACCAAGAAUACAUUUAUACAGGAGAUAAAAUAUACAUAGGAGGAGCACCGACAAAAGACACGGAACAGAAACAUACAGAUAAAGAUGAAAAUUACGAAAUAGACGUCAGAUUUAAGGAUUGA